AGACCCUGGCAGUAGACUGGGCAGUGUGGCAGCUGCUAAUGGUGGCGGUCCUGAUUGGAAGGACCGGAGGGGUGGACGUCAAGCGGCCGCGAGACAGAGCCGCGGUCUUCGCAGACCUGAACCCUGCCGAGAUGGUGGCCGUACGCAACUACCUGUGGUCCAAGAAGAAGCUGGACCUGAAGCCGGCCAACGAGACCACGAUGGCUAAGAACUCGGUGUUCCUCAUCGAGACACGGCUGCCCAGAAAGGACGAGGUGUUGAACUUCCUGGACAAGAACGGGUCGCUCCCGACCAGGGAGGCUCGAGUCAUCAUCUUCUUCGGAGCCCGGAAGCCUCCCCGAAUCUCUGAGUAUACGGUGGGCCCCCUGCCCAGGCCCUCCUACCUGAAGCAGGUGGUCCCGGUCCAGCCCGCUCACAUCCCGACAUGGACCUCGCGUCCCGUGUCGGCGGUGGAGCACAUGUUCAUGGACAAGGUGAUGAAAAAGGCCACCGAGCCCCUCUACAGGCUCCUGGUGGAGACCACCGGCUUCUGGUUCCACAACUGCACGGACCGCUGCCUGGUCCUGUCCGACGUGGGGCCGCGGGGCGUCGAAUCUGGCCAGCGGCGCACCUGGUUCAUCGUGCAGAGGUUGGUGGAGGGGCUUUACCUGCACCCCAUCGGGCUGGAGCUGCAGCUCAAUCACAAGGACUCCGACCCCGAGUCGUGGCGAGUGGAGCAGGUGUGGUUCCAGGGACAGUAUUUCUCCAGUCCCCAGGAUCUAGCGCGGUGGUACGCGACCGAGCCGGCGAGCGCGUUGAAGUUGGAGGAGUUGCCCCUCGAGGGCGAUGGGGACACCGAGGAGCGGCCCCUCUUCUCCUCCUACCGGCCCCGCGGCUCCUUCCCCAACUCCACCCUCGUGAAGGGCCCCCGGCUGAUCGAGCCCCAGGGCCACCGCUACCGGGUGGAGGGCAACGCCGUGGUCUACGGGGGCUGGAGUUUCGCCUUCCGUCUACGCUCGUCCAUCGGCCUACAGCUGCUGGACCUGCGCUUCGGUGGGGAGCGAGUGGCCUACGAGGUGAGCGUGCAGGAGUCGGCGUCGUUGUACGGUGGGCACACGCCCGCGGGCAUGCAGAGCAACUUCAUGGACUCGGGAUACGGGAUGGGCAGCUCCACGUUCGAGCUGGCCCCCGGCAUCGACUGUCCCGAGAGGGCCACAUUCCUGGACGCCCACCACUACUACGACGCCGACGCCCCCGUCCUCUACCGAUGUGCCCUCUGCAUCUUCGAGAUGCCCACCGGGGUUCCCCUGCGGCGCCACUUCGACUCCAACUUCAGAGGGGGCUACAAAUUCUAUGCGGGGCUGGAGGGCCAGGCCCUGGUGGUCCGUACGAUCACCACCGUCUACAGCUACGACUAUAUCUGGGACUUCGUCUUCCACCACAACGGGGUGAUGGAGGCCAAGAUGCAGGCCACCGGCUACAUCUACAGCACUUUUUACAUGCCGGACGGGCUGCGUUAUGGCACUCGCCUCCACACCCACCUCCUGGGCAACGUGCACACCCACCUGGUGCAUUACCGCGUCGACCUGGACGUGGCAGGCACCCAGAACAGCUUCGAGACGCUGGAGCGGAAGCUGGAGAAGAUCGCCAACCCCUGGAGCCCGGGGCAUCAAGUGCUGCAGCCAACCCUGGAGCGGAUGAAAUACAGCACUGAACGCCAGGCCGCCAUCCCUACCACCGUCCAGUCCCCCGGCCUACUGCUCUUCACCAACCAAGAGAAAAACCGCUGGGGCCACCCCCGCAGCUACCGCCUGCAGCUCACCUCCGUCGCUACCCCGCUGUGGCCUGGCAACUGGAAGGAGGAGCAGGGCAUCACUUGGGCCAGGUGCAUAGGGUUGCAUCCCCUGCCUCCCUGCAGGUAUCAGUUGGCCGUAACCACGUACCAGGAGUCGGAGCUCCGGAGUAGCAGCAUUUUCAACCAGAAUGACCCCUGGCAUCCACCCAGGGUCUUCGAGGAUUUCCUAAGCAACGACGAGAACAUCGAGAACAAGGACCUGGUGGCCUGGGUGACGGUGGGCUUCCUGCACGUCCCCCACUCCGAGGAAGUCCCCAACACGGCCACGCCGGGAAACUCAGUGGGUUUCCUGCUCCGCCCCUUCAACUUCUUCCCCGAGGACCCGUCCUUGGCCUCCCGAGACGCCGUGAUCGUGAGGCCCCAGCCCAGCGGCCCCCCCUUCAUCCAGCGCUGGACCCCGGAUGUAGUUGGGACCUGUGGGCCGACCGCCCCGUUCAGUUAUGAUGGCACCUACCUCCCCGUGUGAUGGCCCC
Messenger RNA from Ornithorhynchus anatinus (platypus), 2307 nucleotides. Its product is annotated as amiloride-sensitive amine oxidase [copper-containing]. Gene Ontology annotation, molecular function: primary methylamine oxidase activity; diamine oxidase activity; copper ion binding. The transcript has 4 exons. Lineage: Eukaryota; Metazoa; Chordata; Mammalia; Monotremata; Ornithorhynchidae. Bases 39 to 2300 code for a protein of 753 amino acids. The record is from RefSeq and is a predicted model, not a curated record. Gene Ontology annotation, biological process: amine metabolic process; response to antibiotic. Gene Ontology annotation, cellular component: plasma membrane.